AUGGAUACUAACGACGACUCUGAUGAAGACCAAGUUACAAGCUAUGAUGUUCAGCUCAAUAUUCAAGAAUCCAUUGAAAACAGCAAGAUUACGUUUGCAUCCUAUAUGACCCUCUGGGACUUCAAGACCUGUGAUGGAGAAACAACCUUGACCUUGGCAGUCAAAGCUGGUCUGGUGGAAAAUGUAAGAACGUUACUAGAAAAGGGAGUGUGGCCCAACACCAAAAAUGACAAAGGAGAGACACCCCUUCUGCUUGCUGUCAAGAAAGGCUCCUUCGACAUGGUGUCUGCUCUGAUUAAACACAACAGCAGCCUUGACCAGACCUGUGUCAAGCGAUGGUCAGCAAUGCAUGAAGCAGCCAAACAGGGUCGCAAAGACAUCAUAGCUCUGCUGUUAGCCCAUGGAGGGAACGUGCACCUGCGGGAUGGAUUUGGAGUCACACCCUUGGGUGUUGCCGCGGAGUACGGCCACUGUGAUGUGUUAGAGCACCUGAUCCACAAAGGCAGUGAUGUCUUUGCUUUGGCCGACGAUGGAGCAUCAGUGCUGUUUGAGGCAGCAGGAGGGGGCAAUCCAGACUGCAUUUCCCUCCUGCUGGAGUACGGAGGAAGCGGAAAUGUACCAAACCGAGCAGGACAUCUCCCUAUACACCGAGCUGCCUAUGAGGGACACUAUCUUGCUCUGAAAUAUCUUAUCCCAGCGACAUCCAAAAAUGCAAUCCGGAAAAGCGGGCUAACACCCGUUCACUCAGCAGCAGACGGACAAAACGCACAGUGCCUAGAACUGCUCAUUGAAAACGGGUUUAAUGUCAACACUCUGCUUGCCGACCACAUUUCCAAGAGCUAUGAUGACAGGAGGAAGACGGCGCUAUAUUUUGCCGUUUCUAAUAAUGAUAUCCAGUGCACAGAAGUCCUUCUGGCUGCAGGUGCAGACCCCAACCUAGAUCCCCUCAACUCCCUUCUUGUGGCAGUGAGGGCCCAUAACCAUGAAAUCGUCCGGCUGCUGCUCUCCCACGGAGCUGAUGUCAAUUGUUAUUUCAUGCGCGUGAAUGACACUCAUUUCCCCAGUGCCAUUCAGUACGCUCUUGACGACGAGGCAAUGCUUAGACUGUUGCUGAAUAACGGCUACCAAGUGGAGCUGUGCUUUGACUGCAUGCACGGCGACAUCUUUGGAAACUCCUUUGUGUGGUCAAACAUAGAGAAAGAUGUCCUGCCAGGAUGGACAUCUUGUGUAAUCAAAGACAAUCCGUUCUGUGAGUUUAUUACAGUUCCUUGGAUGAAACACUUGGUAGGCAGCGUUAUCCGCACGUUGAUAGAUUACAUGGAUUAUGUUCCUCUGUGUGCCAAAUUGAAGUCGGCACUCGAAGUACAGAGAGAAUGGCCAGAAAUCCGGCAAAUACUAGAGAACCCUUGUUCAUUAAAGCAUUUAUGUCGGUUAAAAAUUCGAAGACUGAUGGGUCUCCAACGACUGUGCCAGCCAGCCUGCAUGGAAAAGCUUCGCCUACCAUCAACUAUACAAAGAUACAUAUUAUUUAAGGAAUACGAUCUGUAUGGACAAGGGCUGCAAUUGCCAUAA
Messenger RNA from Orycteropus afer afer, 1572 nucleotides. It is a transcript of the gene ASB15, whose product is annotated as ankyrin repeat and SOCS box containing 15. The transcript has 7 exons. Gene Ontology annotation, molecular function: protein binding. Gene Ontology annotation, cellular component: cytoplasm. Gene Ontology annotation, biological process: intracellular signal transduction. The record is from RefSeq and is a predicted model, not a curated record. Bases 1 to 1572 code for a protein of 523 amino acids. Lineage: Eukaryota; Metazoa; Chordata; Mammalia; Tubulidentata; Orycteropodidae.